ACCGGUGUCCUUUAACUAAAGAUAUUACAGGCGCCGUCUUUUAUGUUAUAAGUUUUUAACACCCUAUGUCCUUUAGUGCUAACCUAGUUUAAUUUUUUGGUUAAGUCUUACCAUGUGCCUCUCACAUGAGGGCAAUAUAGUCUUUUCAUCUAAAUUAUACAUUUAAAAACUAAAUAAAUAAUCUCUAAAAACCCAUCUCAUAAUAGCAGUUGAUUGUUCGUAUUCCUCUCAAAAAAACCCUCUCAUAACAUCAUCUGAUUGUUCCUAUUCCUCUAAAUACAAAAAAACGAAACCUUUCAGUGGUGUCUUCUACAUGCGACAAGCCCUAGAACAAAACGACAUGGAUGAAAUUUAUGAAACUGAUGAUCAUUAUCCUGUUAAGGAGGGAAGCUUUAUUCAUGUUGAGAGUGAAACCAAUGUUUAUGAUAGUGUGCUUGAUGAGGAUGAUAGUGACUAUAUAGUUGAUAACGCUAAUAGGCAUGAUGAUCCUGAAGUAGACAUGAGGGAUUUUAGGUUACAUGUUGACUUGGAUGUAGAGGACAUUAACAUAGGUGUUCUAAGAGAUAUUGAAGAAGAGGAUGAGGGUUUGGACAAUGAGGCUUUUGACAGUGGCUCAGAAUCCGAUGAGAAUGCAACAAGUAUUAGGAGACGCCAAUUAAAUUAUCUUAGAAAGUCAAAUGAAACCACUGUCAAUUUCUAUCUAGGCCAGAUUUUUGGAAGUAAGGAAGAAGGGAAGCAACUGAUCAAGGCACAUGCUGUUGAAACUAGAAGGAUUAUUAAAAUUAUAAAGGAUGAUAACAUAAGGGUUAGGGCAGUUUGUCAAGGGGCUUUACCAAGUUUUGAAACUAACGUAGAUGGAUCCAAUGUGUUAGAAGGAAAAGGACCUGGCAUAAAUGUUGGUGGGAGGGGAAAAAAGACUAAUCCUCAUCAAUAUCAAUGCCCUUGGGUGGUUUUAAUUUCAAAAGACGGUCAAAGUGAAUCUUGGAUGGUGAAGACUUUGAUUACAGAACAUAAAUGCCUUCAAACUAGAAACAUUUAUGCUUGCACAUCCACUUUCUUAUCUCAACAAAUGUUAGAACAAAUUGAUGAAAAUCCGGAAAUACCUGUGAAAGCAGUUCAAGAACAAUUUCAAAGGAGAUAUGAAUUAGCGGUUUCCAAGAUGAAAGCAUACAGGGCCAAGAUCAAAGCUAAGAAACAAGUACAAAGAGAUUACGUUACACAAUAUGCUCGGCUUAGAGAUUAUGCCAAUGAACUUCUUAAUAGAAACCCAGGUUCAACUGUCAAGAUAGAGGUUGAACCAGUAAGGAACCCAAAAUCUAGAAAGAGAAUAUUCAAGCGGAUCUAUGUAUGCUUGGGGGCUUUGAAAGAGGGGUUUAAAGCAAUAGGUAGGGACUUGUUGGGUCUAGAUGGAGCUUUCAUGAAAGGUCCCUUCCCGGGUCAGGUGUUAACAGCAGUGGGUAUUGACCCGAAAAAUGGAAUCUACCCACUUGCUUAUGCAGUUGUAUAGGCAGAGACUCUUAGCUCUUGGACUUGGUUUCUUGAAUGCGUAGGAGACGAUUUGGAGUUGGCUAGAAACUCCAACUUUACAUUUAUCAGUGAUAGACAGAAGGUAUUAUUUGUAUUGUUAAAGUGUUUUGAUUUGUGUUGUUUAAUUGGUUUGUUAUAUGCUCUUAAGGUCUUGUACUUGUACUUGUAAGGCAUGGGAGAUAACCGGGAUACCAUGCAAACAUGGUGUGGCAGCAAUUUGGUACAAGGCUAGCAACAGACAACAAGUUGGAAUACUAGAAAGUUGGGUACAUCCGGUGUACAGGAUGGAUACAUGGAGACAUGUUUAUAGUUUCAAGGUCAACCCAAUUAAUGGCAUGUCUAUGUGGCCGAAAUCACAAGUUCCUACUACUUUAAAACCACCACAUUAUCACAAGCAAGUGGGAAGACCAAGAAAAGCAAGGAAGAAAUCUGCAGUUGAAUUGGAAGAUAUCACAAAAGGUGGAAGGUUGUCAAAGAAGAAUACAAUUCAGACUUGUCGCAACUGUAAAGAAAAAGGCCAUAAUAUCAGGAGUUGCAAGAAAGCCAGAUCACAAGUUUAGUGGGUGUUGACUUUCAAAGUCAAAGGGUGGUCACAGUUUUUGGAACUUUUAGGUUUAAGUUUUUUUUUUGUCUUUUUGGAACCUUGGCAGUAUGCAUUUCAAGUACUUUCUUUUGUAAUCUUGGGUUGGUAUGGUUUAGUAUGAUUUUG
Messenger RNA from Helianthus annuus (common sunflower), 2236 nucleotides. RefSeq lists its product as uncharacterized. The transcript has 2 exons. Bases 314 to 1507 code for a protein of 397 amino acids. NCBI's taxonomy places the organism in Eukaryota, Viridiplantae, Streptophyta, Magnoliopsida, Asterales, Asteraceae. The record is from RefSeq and is a predicted model, not a curated record.